Molecule: messenger RNA, 2153 nt
Organism: Phymastichus coffea
Lineage: Eukaryota; Metazoa; Arthropoda; Insecta; Hymenoptera; Eulophidae
Product: growth/differentiation factor 8
Exons: 3
Coding region: 243-1487 (414 amino acids)
Biological process (GO): SMAD protein signal transduction
Cellular component (GO): extracellular region
Molecular function (GO): growth factor activity; cytokine activity
Source: RefSeq, a predicted model, not a curated record
UCGAUCUGCAACGAGCGCACUGCUCGUCAAGUGAUACGUCCUGCUGCAAGUCGCGUAGGCUCUGUCUCUCUCGCGGGAGAGUCAGUGGUGUCGCUGGAAGAGAUGCCGGUCCGCCGCCGCCGCCGCCGCGAGUGACUACGACGAGCAGUGCGCGCGAGAAUCACUUUCACGCACCCGGCGCAAACGGACGGAGGCGCUGAGCAGCAGCCCUUGCGCUCGGCUCGCCUCCAGCGACUGGCACCAUGAUUACCGGGCGGCUCGUCGCGGCCCUCGGGCCGCUGCAGCUCUGCUGCUGGCUGCUGCUCGCCUGCGCGCCCGCCGGCCUCGCGGCCAUGGGCAGCAGCUGCAACGCCUGCCGCAUGCACGAGGAGAUCCGCGCGAUGAGCCUCGAGGCCAUCAAGGAGCAGAUACUCAACAAGCUCGGACUGAAGCAGGCGCCCAACAUGACCGGCCGCGCGCUGCCCAGGAUCCCGCCGAUCUCCAAGCUCAUGGACAUGUACGGCAUGCAGGCCGACCAGCCGAUGGAGCCGGGCAUCACGCACCACGACGAACCCGACGAGUUCGCCGCCAAGACCGAGAGCGUCUUCGCUUUCGCUCAGCCCCAUCCGAGACUAAGGCAUUCAAAGGGCAGCCUGGACGUGCUCUACUUCAAGUUCUCGGACAAGGUGUUACAGCACAGGGUGACGCGAGCGGAGCUGUCGCUGUGGAUCUACGGCAUGCAAGAGAGUCGAGAUCAGUCGGACGACGGACGAGGAGGAGGAGGAGGAGGAGGAGGAGGCGAUGGAGGAGGAGCCACGCUACUCGACAAUUACGAGUCUGCGGAAAGUAGCACGAUAACGAUAACGCUGCAGCGUGUGAUGCGCGGCUCGACCGAGGCCAGCGGGCCACCGCUCGGGCCGGCUCUCACCACGAAGCAUCGCAGACCUGCGGGCAGGCGCGGCACCUGGGUUACCAUCGAGCUCAGACGCAUGGUCGCCGAAUGGUUCAAGCACCCGCGCGACAAUCUCGGAGUUGCGGUCAAAAUCAGCUUGGCCAAUGGCCGCCGACCAAGCCGCAGCUCCAGGCCCGUGGAGACCAGUCCGGACGCCGACAACGCGCCCUAUCUCGAGGUACAGACACAGGAGCUGGACUCGAGGCGAGGAGCUAGGAUAAAGAGGAAUGUCGGGCUCAAUUGCGACGAAGCCAGCCAAGAGACAAGGUGCUGUCGGUACAAGCUCACCGUCGACUUUGAAAAGUUCGGUUGGGACUGGAUUAUUGCGCCUAAAAAGUACGACGCAAAUUACUGUUCGGGUGACUGUCCGAUGGCAUUUCUACCGGCAUAUCCGAACACGCACAUCGUCAGUCUGGCCGAACCACCGAACACAACGGGGCCGUGCUGCGCGCCUCGCAAGCUCUCGGAGAUCACGAUGCUCUACUUCGACAACGAGUACCAGAUUGUCUUCUCACGGUUGCCUGGCAUGGUCGUCGAGCGUUGCGGCUGCUCAUAGUUUUCUCAAUCUUCAAGAGGAUCGAGGCCGUGACAGCAGAUCAGCAGAUCGAGAGGUGAUUUAUCAUAUAUUCGGCAGCGCGAACGAUAAGAAAUUUCGCCUUUGUCGAAAUAAACUGAAGUUUAUGUAAGAGCUUUCGUAACAAGAGACAGAGAGACUGCUCUGGUGAUGGGCACGUGUGUGUGUGUGUGCGUGCGUGCGUACAUGCAUGGGUGCGUGUGGGCGUGUGUGCGUGUGCGUGCGUUUUCAUUCUCUAACAUUCUUUUCUUUUUUGUUCUAUUUCUUAUUUUUCAUCGAUAGACUGAAGUGCUUUGUAGAUGUGGCUGCCGCAAACGAGAGUCGAUCGAACUUGAGUAACGAGGGUGUCGAUUGGCUAGUAAAUUCUUCGUAUAGAAUAGGGAAGAGACGUGCGCGCUCCACGACAAUUAUUAAACGACAUCACCAGGCUCUCUGCACAAUAGUAUUAUCUAUCGCACGCAAUGCUAAUGAUAAAUCCUUUGCUUAGAGAAUAAUAAUUGGCACAAAGUAUCGAUAGAAAAUAUACAGUAAUUUUGUUUAAAAAUAUGAAAGUAAAGGGAACAUUCUUUUCGACGGAUCUUUCAAAAAACCUUACAGUUGUAAUACCAUUAUUCAUAGUGUGCACUGCUGAACUGUUUUUCUUAGCAU